Messenger RNA from Spirometra erinaceieuropaei, 6060 nucleotides. Lineage: Eukaryota; Metazoa; Platyhelminthes; Cestoda; Diphyllobothriidea; Diphyllobothriidae. The record is from the annotation of a GenBank genome assembly.
AUGCGACUCAAGUUCGUCAACCAAUUCGCCCACGUUACACGACACUCGGCGCAGAAAUGGCCAUUGGCACCGCUCCAUGCUUCCCUUCUCUAUCGAUGGAAAUUGGUCACCAGUCUGGACAAGUAUCUUCGACCGAGUUGUGAAGCCAACUGCGGCAUGGAUAUCAUGCUUCUGGAGAUUUCUGAACAGGGUAGGAUCUUUGAGCAUUUGGAUUUCGUAUACAUAUGCAAUCGCAUGAUACGCAAUCGGUUAGAUGGUAGUUGGUAGCCCUCCCGGUGCCGGAAACGCCCAGCUACCUGUCUUACGGGACCGGUGGUAAUAGGGGUUGUACGGGUGGGGCAAAUGAGUGGAGGCGUAAAUGGUGUUGGUAGUGUAUGCCUGGAAUUGACGCUCCUGCUAAAGUGAAAGUUUAAGUUUAAUAAGGUGAAAAAUGCAAGAAGGGUACAGAAAUGAGCAUGGUUAAUUAGAACGGUAUGCGUAAUAAAUGCAGCCUUACUCCAGAUUGGAAAGAAUAGCAACUGAAGGUGAGCAACCAACGGGAAGAAGUCAGUGUGUCUUGAGGUCAUUCCGCAGUAUGUGCGAUAGUACUCAAACCGACAGAAUGGACAUGAGAUCACGAAAAUCAAGCAGCGGCACGCAGGACGGCAUAACGCAAAGGGGGUAAGACUUUAAUGCCAAGAAUAUGUUUAAGCGGAAGAAAAAAACCACAAAUAAUAGUUUAUUGCCACUGUGGCCACACUUAGAAUUAAAACUAUGGCAGUAGUUGUGUGCGAUACGUUAGUGGAGAAUCGGUAGACACCCUAUCUGCACGACGGUUGUCCUUUUCGUACACGAUCACGCCGGACUCUGCAGGAGGUCUGGAGUUAAAAGACCCAAGAACGCAGGCAAACGGACAAAACGGAGACCCGCGCCAAUCCGCCUAGGAUGGUAAUGAGAAGCAUAAUGAAUCAUAAUCCGCCUGGGAUAAAUCUUUCGCCAUUUACUAAAGUUUUGCGUGUGGGGGGUGCAAAACGAUGAAUCUAUAUAGGCAUUUUUGCAGCGCCUCGUUCUCGGGGAAGUUAAAGUGAACAAGAAAGUCACCCUGACAGGGCUUCUGCGCGUGCACUCCCAGACAUAUUGAGAACGUAAUCACAGCUACUGAAAUCAUAGUGCCUUAAACUGGAAGUGCCGGAAGGGAUCGCUAACUGGCAGGGCUACCAACUACCAUCCCGCCACGCAAUCUUAUAAAUUAUGUUUUCAAUUUCUAAAAGACUUUCUUAGGUCGUGUUGCCAUGCCGAGUAGCAUGUUGCGAAAUGUUGGGAUAUUAUAGUUGCAACAGGAUGCCAACUUUAGAAUACGUUUCUUUUUGACUACUUGCAAAAACGACAUUUAAUAAGAAUAGCUAUUUAACUCGCAUGUUUUAUUUCUGUUGAUUCUUGAUAACAUUUCAAAUGCGAAUAUAUUUUGACGACGUUUGGUCCACCAGCCCCACACUUUUAAAAAAAAGUUUUAGUUAACAUACCAAACUUAGCCACCUGCUAAAUUAGGAAAGGGAAGAGUGCGCAAGCAGAGCUCAAAGAAUACGCAAAGAAGUGUGUGUGAAUUAAUGCCUGGUGUAACCGAAGGUGGUGUGCACACAUUCACUCGCCGGACUAAGGGGAUAAGAAAAAAGCAUUCACAACUGGGAGUCCAUGGAUGGAACCGCGUGUCAGUUUGCAGCAUCUAUCCACCAUAGGGGAUCCGAUGGAAUUCCAAUCCGUCCAAAAAUGCCAUUAGCAAACGUACUUAACCACUCGCCGGGUUAAGAUAAUAAAGAGGACGCAAGUAGGGUUCGAAACACUCGUAGGGAAGCGCGCGUAAACCGAUACUUGGUAUAACUGGGGCUUGCUUAUAAAGGAUUUACCCGCGAGGCACAGACAUUCGCCAAACUAAAAUAGUAAGGAAAACGUAAACACGUGAUACGUGUACAUUCAAUGUAGUUGCGCAUACUAAAAGUCUCUUAAGAAGCUAUUUGUAGGGUAUUAAUCAAGAGGAGAUGUAUAAACAAAUCUCGCUUAUAUUUUACAUAAACUAUGCCCGAAAAUAAUCGUUCUUUACUUAUUUGGUAGCAAAUGACGUCUUCGUCAAAUUUCAUACCUAAGGAAAAUGUAUAGUUCGGCUUUAAACUUUUCUCAAUUCUAGAAUAAUUUUGAAUAUGACUUGCCGUUACACAUACAUUUAGGGUUUUUAUAUCAGAAGUCGUAUAGUUUCCGUGCGUUGAAGAAUCAAACACUGUUGAGUUAGUCAGAAGAAGUUACAUGGGACCCGGAAACUUUCGCAGUGGAUGUGGACCAAAUAAUAUUAAUAAAUAUGAUGACACGACACUGCAUGAUUAAAUAUUUCACGAUCAGGAAAGUUCUCCUGUUUUGAAACCUUUUUAAAUCCGAAAAAUAUGCCUUCUGAAAAUAAAAAAAAUUGGGUAAAUACGUAAUUUUCUACCAAGUGUGUUAAAGAAACAAUAUUUAUUCAUAUUUUUAUAAGAUAUAUUUGAUUUUUUAAAGGCUAGGCAAAAUUCAUGAGAGAAAUUUAUGCGGACGAUAAACAUCUUACUUAAAAUCGACAUUCUAUCGUGACUGAAAUAUCCUAAUAUUAUACGUUAUCAUGCUUAAUACGACAAGUGAAGACGUCAAUGUAGACGAGAGCGUUAUAUGCACCUAUUUGUUACACGCGUUCUCUUAGUUAUAUAUACGGUAGGUAGGCUUACGCAUGAAAUGUCAAUCAAAAUUCCAAAUGCGUUUUGGCUUCGAAAAUUUUAAUUAGGUAGGGUUGUAAAAAUAGUCAGCCUGCAACAUAAUUCUAUUGUAUUAGAGUUAUCUCAGGAUGCCGGCUUUCGAAUGGACGUCCUUUCGGCUGCGUGCAAAAACUACACUCCAAAAAAGGAUUACUUAUAUAGCAUGAAUUUCUGUCGUUGAUUUUCGAUGCCUCUAAAAGUCCACUUAUAUUUCAUGGAAAACGUAAAUCGAAAUAUUUAUUUUUUCACUCAUUUGGUAUAACAUUACAUCUUUUUCCAAUUUUGUGCUCGAAAAAUGGACAUAAUUCGGUUUUAAGAAAGAUUCUUACUGUGGGACUUCUUAAUACCAUGAAAUGUUCGUUCAUAAAUCGUCAUGUCUCUGCAUUUGCCAAUGUGUCAUGUAAAGUUAACAAUUUGGAUCAAAUCCCCUACUUACUUCUAUGAGCCCUAUAUGAUCUCUCUUUAGUACUGUAGAGGAAUGUGUGGUUUUGCGUAAGCGAAAAAUAUGCGGCUUGUAGCUUGAAAACCCCGAAUCCAAGUGUAAUGGUAGACGGGCUCAAAAUUAUUCGGAAAGUGGAAACGUUAUUGAAAAGCGAACGAUACCCUUGCUGAGAGUAUACGAUUGAAAGAAGACUUCAUUACCUACCGAAUGAGAAAAGAAGGACUAUGUAGGCAGAAUGGUAUUACCGACAAAGGCAAGGGAGACUGGAAUGGCCAUUUCCGGCUUAUUAGCCGUCGUAGGCCAGCCCUACCCAAGCCCGAAGUGUGGAGUACCCGAGCCUCGAACUCGCGACCUGUUGGUUUAGAAGUCCACGCCUCUACCCACCGGGUCACGAGCCCGUUGCCCUGUCGGUUUUCGAUCGGGAAUAUACAAUGAUAGGGGGCGCUCUCCGAUCGUUUAUACGGAACUCACUCGUUCCGUUGUCCAUUAAGGGCGAAAAGAAGUUUAUUUGCCUGAAUUUUUGAAUUUUUGCUCAAACUCAUAUUCAGAAUAAGGGUGGUGGUAAUACAGUGAGUGACCGAUCUCAUGAAAUGUUGGUUGAAAUUCUGAAAUACAUUUUCGAUUAAGAAGGAUUACUGAAUUAUCUUGCGACAUAAUCUUAUAACAUUUCGGACACGUCAAGAUGUCAGCUUUAGAAUACAAUGCUUUUCAAUCUCCUGUAGAAACCGCUCUCGGUCCACAGUGACAACCUAAGUAGCAUGCAUUUUUCCCAUUGAUUGUUGAUGGCCUUGCAAAUUCAAAUAUAUUUUAUAGAAACUAUAAACAAAGAUAUGCUUUUUUUCAGUCACUUGAUGGCGAAGCACGUUUUCGUCAUAUGUUAUGCUUAAAGAAGGAGAAUAAUUUGGUUUUAAAAAGUUUCUAAUUAUGAGAUUUUUAAGACCGCGCAAUGUCCAUCCACAUAGCCUCGUACCUGGCCGUUUACUACAGCUCCUCAUGAAGUGUACAACACAGUGCGCAUCCAUUGCAAAAUUUUAUAGAUUCUGUAUGAUAUCUUUUUAAUGGCAUAGAAAAAUACGUGAUUUUCUUUAUGCGAAACGCAUCCACCUUGUAGACUGAAAUCACUAAGCGCUAAUGCAACGAAUGAGCAAGCUCCAAAUUAUUCGGCGGUUAGAAAUCCUUUUUUGAAACCUAAUUAUACUCCUUCUUUAAGCAUAAAAUUUGAAGAAGACGUGAUGCGACAUUAAGUGAAUGAAAGAAAGCAUAUCUUUGUUUAUGGUUUCUACAAGAUAUAUUUGAAUUUGGAAGACCAUCAAAAAUAAAUGGGAAAAAUGCAUGCUGCAUAAGUAGUCGCUUUGUACCGAGUACGGUUUCUACAGAAGAUUGCAAAACAGUGUAUUUAAAAGCUGACAUCCAGCUGAGUCUGAAAUGUUAAAAGAUUAUGCUGCAAGAUAAUAAGUAUUACAACCGCGAUCAAGUAAUCCUUUCUAAUCGAAAACGCAUUUCAGAAUUUCCGCCAACGUUUCAUGAGAUCGGUCACCCACUCUACAUAAACGUGUAAUACUGCAUCUCUUACGUUCCAGUUUUACUCAUCUGUCUGAUGAAGAGUGCUAGCGCCCAGCCGAGGCUUCAGAAAAAAAUAAGUUGAUAACGAUAGGGUGUAGGACCCCCAGGUAGAUGGCAAUUGCAAAAAAAUACCUUAAAAUUCACUGUAACUGUAAACAUUACUUGUUAUUCACCGUUCCCAUUGUUUGAAAUUUAUCUUCCUUCCUGACUAAAGGCAAGCCAACCAGCGCGUUUUAUUCAGAAUCCGCUAUUCUUUAAAAAAAUUGCUUAUUGUUCUCGUUUUAAUUAUCGCAUUCAUUUCUUUGUUAAAUAACAAUGCUCGAUAUGACUUUCGGCGGAGGCCACUCGUAAAACCGCCGCUACCACCAUACAUCGUAUUGCAUGGUCUACGGGCUAGUUCAAGUGAGUUGGGAGUUCUACAGCCUGUCGUUGUCCAAACUAUUUUUCCGCGGACCUCAGUUUCGAGUGCAUAAUAGAAACGUCCUAGAGCACCUAAGCCCUCAUCGCAGAAACGCAGGAAAAUUUUCAGCUAUCAAAUAAUAACUGAAUCCGCUGCCGUGUGCGUCAACUGAUAGUCUGCGCAGUUAACCUCCAGCAGGCAUGAGGGAAAGUUACUUGUUCCUUAGAUGUGCAUAGAUCGACGGCAGAUCUUGCGGGGUUUAAACUAAAAGCCCCGAGUUGGGACAUUAACCUCCUAGGUUAAUCAAUCAUAGAAAGUUAAGGACCUUAGUUUAUAUAUGUUCUCUUGAUAUGAAGGCUUUCACUGCUCUGAAGGUUGUCGACGUAAUUCAGUAAUUCUGCCUCCGCCAGAUUUUUUUGCUUCUCCAUUUCUCCUCCAAUCGUCUUUCCCUCCGCGAUUUUGCAGGCCUAACGGACCUGGAAGCAAGCUGGGCACAACUGUCCCUCCUAAGUGAGGGCAUCCGCAUGACAGAGCCCUAUCCACUGCGAGACGGACUGGGCAAUGGUUCUGCGGCAGUUGUCUGUCCCCUGAGGCGCCUUGAGGCCUUCCAACGCAGUCUCCUUAAGGCACCCCUCAGUCCUCGCUAUCCCAACUUGCUGACGCCCCCAACUCAGUCAUCACCCUUCCUAACAACCAAUGACCUGCGCCCCGCGCCCUGGGCCUUGCCGUCGCAAGACUUCAAGAAACAUCUGGAAGUCAGUGGUCUCGGCUCCCUUGAGGUGGUGGCGGUAGACCUGGCUGGACACUGUCUAAUCUCCUCAUGGGCUGGCAGAGAGGGGGGAUCGGCUUCGCCACUGUUCAGGCCGCUGCUCAACUUCACAACCUACAUUGGUAAGCAACAAUGA